Rhopilema esculentum is the source of this 2055-nucleotide messenger RNA. The record is from RefSeq and is a predicted model, not a curated record. Lineage: Eukaryota; Metazoa; Cnidaria; Scyphozoa; Rhizostomeae; Rhizostomatidae.
UAUUAGCAUUUUGCGGGGGAAGCGCAAGACAGAUUCUGUUGAGUAGAGGCAAAGCAUAGCAGGUGCUCAGAUGGAGAUGGCAGAAAGCUUGAAUGAAGCGUUGCAAGAGAGAGCGAGAUCAAACGGAUCAAACAGCAAAGUUGCAAGAUGGCCAUGAAGUCAAUAACACUGCUCUCUUUGGGUUUACUUUUCACGUGUUGUACCUCCCAAACCAUCAUUAACAAUGAGAAAAGACUUGUAUGUCAACUGACAUCACCAACGCAGUUUAACGUGACACUAAAAGACGGAAUGAGGAACAAACAGGUCCGCUACCUUGGAAGGAGGGCUUCAUGGAAUGAUUGCAGUGAAGCUGUCUGUAGUGUUCGUACAGCCGACUUUGCAUUCAUGCUCUCUGAUCUCUGCUAUGCAGUCACGUGCCUUAAGAAAUGCGAGGUCAUUGAUGAUAUGCCAAGAGAGCAAACGAGGCUGAUCGGAAUAUCAAGAUCGUCGUUCAUGUCGCACGAGCAUAGGAUCAUCAAAGACAUUUUCCGCGAUCUGAUGAACAAGGACAUCAGGCCAAGACUUGAAUUCAACACGAAAAUCCGUGUUCUCCUAAACAUCCGUCUUGUUCAGUUAUUUGAUGUGGAUGCAGUUGGCCAAACAAUCAAAUUGAAUGUUUGGACGACACAGGAAUGGACAAAUCCUCUGUUGGGAUGGCAGCGAGAAGACUAUGGAAACAUUAGCAUUGUUAAUGUCGAACCAACUAUGGUAUGGACCCCAGUCUUGAUGCUCUACAACAACGCUGACAACAAGAUGACCAGCCUGAAAGCCUCAAACACCAAGGUGAUAGUCAACAGCUCAGGAUACAGCACAUGGUUUGCAGCUACAUCCAUGAAGGCUUCGUGCAAAAUCAACGUGAAAUACUUCCCUUUCGAUCAACAAUUAUGUCAUUUGAAAUUCGGGUCCUGGACAAAGUCGAUAAACCAGAUGGAAAUCAUUCCAUUUAAAACAGAAACGGGUUUGCAACAUUUCACGCAGAACGCUGAAUGGGAAGUUGUGAAAUUCAGUGCCGAGAAGCGCAUGGUAAGAUACGAGUGCUGCAAAGAGCCUUUCACGGAGGUGGUGUAUCAUCUGCAUUUGCGGAGAAAAACAUUGUACUAUAUCUACACUCUGGUACUACCUGUGACUACUAUUACGUCAUUGAUUGCUUUGGGGUUCUGUCUACCGCCAAACAGUGGCGAACGAAUAAUAUUAUCUGUGACAAUACUGGUAUCGAUGACAGUGUAUCUUAAUAUUGCCGGAAAGAAACUGCCAGCCACAUCUAAAAACAUCCCAUUACUGUCCCUGUUUUACUUUCUACUUUUCAUUCAAAUUUGCUUCUCCUUAGCCGCUUCAACGUUCGUGCUUGCGAAUUUCUAUCGACAAAAUUUUUCAAAGCCAAUGCCAGCAUGGUUCAGAUGGCUAAUUUUUGAGUAUUUGAGUAAGCUGUUGUGCGGACAAAAAAUUUCAAAGAAGAGGCCUUUGAGAUUUGGGACAGCGCAACGAAGAAAAACGGUGCGGUUUAGUGAUUUCAUCACUGUCAACGGGAGUUUGGCAUCCGAAGCUUCAAGGUGUAGCAAAAUAAGUUCCAAUGGGACACAUAAAAAGAGCAGCGACAAAUCUCUUGAGGAGCAUUUGCGAAUCCCAUUGUUUCAUUCCAGGGACAAGGAGAAUAACGAAACUGAUACCACAUUACUAAAUGGCUCAUUUUGCAAUACUACAUCUGCAUCACUGCAGUCUGAAGAUACACUGUUUUCGUCACCCACAGAGACAAUAAACAUGUUUGAAAACAUAUUUGGAACACGAUUGGCUGAAAAAGCUGAACGGAGACAGGCGAAACUGAUAAACAAAGAAAUAGAGGUGUUGACACACGAUGUUUACGAUAAAGAGAAGAAGAAAGAGAUGAUAAAUGAGUGGCAAUACGCGUCAAUGGUGAUCGAUCGCGCCUUUUUAAUCAUUUUCAUAUCCACUUUAACAAUUUCCAUAAGUUUCUUCCUUCUGCAUAAAAUUCCGCAUCUAACGGACAAUAGCAUGUAA